Podarcis lilfordi (Lilford's wall lizard) is the source of this 231-nucleotide messenger RNA. NCBI's taxonomy places the organism in Eukaryota, Metazoa, Chordata, Lepidosauria, Squamata, Lacertidae. The record is from the annotation of a GenBank genome assembly.
AUGCUCACCGGCGUUGUUGAGGAGCAGCAGCCACUCCAUCGGCCCAUCCCUGUGGAGCUCCCAGGCAGCCUGCACCACACGCUGCGGCCCGUCAUCCAAGGCCAGGUUGGUGGGCAGGCCGCGCAUGCGGAGCGCCGGGCAGGUGACACGCAGCUCGCCCUCCAGCUGUUCCAGCGUGCCACCAGCAGCAGCAAUGAGCCGGGCGCCAGACGCGGGGCCAGCAGGCGCUGA